AGUUUUAGUAAGACCCAGUCUUUGACUAUACACAAAUUUUAUAACUAAUAUGGAAGCGGAGAAUAAGCCUCCACCCUUAACUCCUUCGAAAGAAGGAUUGGGUCGACUGUUAGGACAAGAAAAGUUCUCACCAAAAAAAUGUAUAUCAUCGAGUCCUUCUUUAUAUACAUUGAUUUAUUUUGGGGAUGAGUGAUAAUACAGCUUUUAGAGGGUUACGCCUCUGACAUAAACUUCUUUUUUGUAGGGCUUCAAAAACAAUUACAAGCUAGGCAAUAUCAAGAUCGUGAAGUAGGCUCACUAAGAGGAGACAUAUACGAUAUAUCACAAGAUACAGCAUCAAAACUCAAGCGUAAUGUCUACGAAAAUUACAAUCGAUUUAUCGAAACAGCAAAAGAAAUAUCCGUUUUGGAGAACGAAAUGUACGAACUUAUACAUAUGCUUAGUGAUCAAAAGGCUUUAUUAUCAUCGCUUCUGGAAACAUCAAUGCUAUCAGAGAAGAACGGUGGUACUUCAGAAGUUCAAGAUAGUAUGAAAACGAAUGAAAAUUCUGAUAAUUAUAAAUAUCAGAGUCUUGCAUAUUUAUUAGAAACAGUUGAAAGUUGUCCACCUCUGUCAGAUGUACCAAAUAGAUAUUUACUACACGAUGGCAAAUUAAAUAAAUUGGACUGCCAAACCUACGCCCAGACAGGCGAAGUUAAGGCUUUUCUACUUAAUGAUAGAUUUAUCUUGGCUGAAAGAAUCGAUAAAAAAAGCUCUCAAGAUAAAUAUCGGUUUGAUUCAAUUUUCGAAUUGGAAAAAUUGGCUGUAGUUAACGUAAAGGAUUCGGAUAAAUUAAAGAAUGCAUUUCAAAUACUCGACUUUCCGAAUACUCUUUUGUUUUCGGCCGAUUCCUCAAAACAAAAGAAUAUAUGGCUAGAAAAAAUUGAUAUUGCUAAGCAUGCUAUAGCAGUGAAGUCUAUAGAAGCAAAACUAAAAGAGAAUAUGUUAGAAAGCGAAGAUGAGUCGUAUUAUGACGACGAGUUUGACGAUGAUAAUCCUUUUCGCGAUUCACCAAAGAAAUCUAAUACCAAAGCUAAAACUGAGAGAGAAAAAAUUCUUUCCUGGUUACAGGACGCACCUGAUGAAUUAGAUGUUGCUAUUGCACAAAGGCACUUUGAUGAAGCUGUAGAUAUUAUAGAGAAAAUAAGGAAAUUUAUUCAAGAUAAUCCUAAGGAUUCCAUUUUUACGGAAUACGCAUGUAGAAUCGAGAGAAGAGAAAGUAGCUUGGUAGAAAUUUUAAUGAACGAAUUAAAAGCUCCACCUGAGAGGUCUGUGAGAGGAGGUCCACUUUUCGCAAAAAGGGCUGUAUCACAAUUAAUCCGAUUAGGAAAGUCAUCAAAAGCUUGUCAACUAUUUCUUGAGAAUCGAAGCUCAUUAAGGAACUUUAAUCUUGAACAGAUAAAAUAUGAUGGAGUUACUCAAAGUUAUAUUCAAAAGAUAACGGGCGUAUACUUUAAAUCACUAUUAGAAAGUGGUCUUCUCUUUGAAAAAGCUUUCCAAAAAACUCCUCAAUGCCAGAGUGCUUUUAUCUCUUGGUGUGACAAAGAAAUUAAAAGCUAUGUUAUACUAUUCAGGGAUAGGUUAUUAUUAAUGAAGGCAAACUUGUCAACAACUGCAACAUGUAUAGCAGAUGCUAGAAAACGCUUAAAAGAACUAGAAGAAAUUGGACUAUCAUUUGAAUACUUGUUUGAUAUGCUACUUAGAACUGAUUUUUGUAAGUUAGUUGAUGAAUGCCAAGAAAAACAGCGUGAAAUUAUAUCAAUUGAUUCUAAGCAUGAGAAUCUUUGGAGGCCAUCAAAUCUUCAAAAUUCUCAGCAAUUAACAGAAUUCGAAAAAGAAUUAGAGAAUUUAGGUUUUUCAACAAUUAAACAAUAUAGUUACGAUUCCUGUUUUAGUCAUCUGUGUUCAGCAACAGUAAAAUUUGUAAGAAAUAUAAUAGUCGUUCUUAAUGAUUUGGAGAAGAUAAAAUGCGAAUCAAUCUAUUCAAGUGUUGUAAAUUGUUUUUCAAGUUUAUUGAAAUUUCAAUAUGAAAGUUAUGAUAAAAUUGCCAAGGAGCAACAUGAAUUGAGAACUACAAUUGAAAUGAAUAAGAAAUUCUUUAAAAAAGACCUAAUGCCAUUUGUCACCAAUAGAAUUAACAAAAUGGGAAUUGUCUAUAAUUUGUCAGUAUGAGAAUUGAAGAAUUUAUUAAACUGAUAAUUUUUUAAUACACACACACAUAUAUAUAUAUA
Messenger RNA from Dimorphilus gyrociliatus, 2270 nucleotides. The record is from the annotation of a GenBank genome assembly. Lineage: Eukaryota; Metazoa; Annelida; Polychaeta; Dinophilidae.